GGCAACCCGACAGGUUUUGUCACUCUGUCAUCUAAAGCAAGUUGUGCUGAAGCGUAAUAUACUUCCUCGUACACAAAUAGUUGAGCAGAGUUGAGAUACCCGUGUUCCCGGCUGGCGUGGGUAGAUAUACUGGUGUGGGUAGAUAUACUGGUGUGACAUCAUGGCGGACACUACACUUGUCUUCGUCUUGUGUGCCCUUGCACUUCUGAGCGCUGCCGCUGAAUCUAAUAAUGCGACAGAAAAGAUAAUGUUUAUCACAGACAGCGGUGCAGGUGUAGAAGUCAACGGGAGCGUGUACCGAUGUACCCUGGAUGGCAGGUCCAGCUGCAGUGUUCUCCCGAUCCACACCCCCAACCCCAGAUGCCCUGUAUACGACCCGGUAGAGGACUAUGUCUAUUGGUCCGACUUUGUUCUCAAGUCUGUUUGUAGGGUCAAGUCUUCAGGAGAAGACUACGAAACGUGGGUGAACGUCUCCAGAAGUUUAUAUGGAAUGGCCCUUGAUCCCGAACUAAGGGCAGUCUUUGUGUUCGACCUUCAAAAUGAUGAUAAUAGCUCCUUGUGGAAGAUAAACAUGGACACAAAGAUCCUGACAAAGGUUCCGACUGAAAAUUCACUUGUAUGGGGAAUCGCGAUCGACACUCGGAACAAGAAGUUGUUCCUAGCAUUUGCCACAAAAAUCACAAUGAUGAACUACGACGGGAGUAACUAUGUCACCCUACUAAACAAAAAGAAUGGCGAUCAUUUUGGUAUGAUGUUUGACAUGGAAGGUCACAGAUUGUACUACGCUGACUCUUCGGCGCGCACUUUGGGAUCCCUGGACUUGGAGACGAACGUUACCACUGUGUACCGUAACGACACUUCAUAUCUGUCUGUUCAUGAGUUCGAAGGUGUACUGUAUGCUGGGCCUUUUGGAGACAGGGGGACAGUGGAUGUACUUCCUGGAGGCUGUGGGCCACGCUCCCAUGUGUACUUUAACACAUCCAUUCUUGGGGGCAUACGUGCUAGUGUCUUCAGGAUAUAUGGCUGUCCCUCUGGGUGGUAUGGUCGGAUGUGCACCCGGGAAUGUGGGAAAUGCUUCAAUGGAAGUGCUUGUGACAACAUCGAUGGCCAUUGUGCAGAUGGGUGUGACACUGGCUGGAUUGGCGACACUUGCACUACUGGCUGUCCCUCUGGGUGGUAUGGUCGGAUGUGCACCUGGGAAUGUGGGAAAUGCUUCAAUGGAAGAGCUUGUGACAACAUCGAUGGCCAUUGUGCAGAUGGGUGUGACACUGGCUGGAUUGGCGACACUUGCACUACUGCAUGUCCAAAUGGUACCUACGGUGAGCGCUGCGGGAAGCUGUGUGACCAAUGUGUUGGCGGUGCCCCCUGUCAUCCCGCUAACGGCACGUGUCAAGCCGGAAACGUGGUUCAAGAAUUAUAUCAUGAAGAUUGGAGCCUUGUUUUCUGGGCGCUGGUUUCUGUUUGUGUCUUUCUGGGAUUGGUUGUGGUGGUUCUCGUGAUCCUCCUGGUCCGAUGUAGAAGAAUGGUCCUGACUAACAAGCAAAAGAAGACAGGCGUUACUGCUGGUGGCGUGAGAAACCCCACCUACCAGGCUGACCCGACAGAUGCAGGAGACAUAACCAGUGUGACCCAUCCGGAUCACGUGUACGAGAAGAUGGACCAUGUGCAGCACCCUGUGUAUGAGACGCUACAUGCUUGAGAGGCACAAUAAGCCAUCCCCGUAUACAGACGUAGCAUGUAUUGGGGCUCAUAUUGUGUAAAAGCUCAUGUACCACCCCAAUGUAUGACACACUACAUUUGUAUGGGGUCAUGUUGUUUGAUGGUCUCCCACCCGUCGGUAUGAGACAUUACAAAUUUAGGGGUGCAUUUUGUUUGCAAUGUAUAUAUUGUAGCCAUUCAUAUAUAUAUAUAUAACAAGUGAUUUCUGCAUACGUAAUAUAGUCAUUUAGCUUAAACAUUUAUUUUGAUAUGUAACAGAGAAAUUUAGUUUGAAAAUUUACUUUCAUAGAGUAGGUGGCCAUUUAGUUUGAACAUUUACUUUGAUAUGUAAUAUAGUCAUGUAGAUUAAAUAUUAGUUUGAUAUGUAAUAUAGCCGUUUAGUUUGAACAUUUACUUUGAUAUGCGAUAUAGUCAUGUAGAUUAGAUAUUAGUUUGAUGUGUAAUAUAGCCAUUUGAUUUGAACAUUUAUUUUGAUAUGAAAUGUGUCAUUUAGUUUGAACAUUUAUUUCAUAUGAAAUGUGUCAUUUAGUUUGAAGAUUUAUUUUCAUAUGAAAUGUGUCAUUUAGUUUGAACAUUUAUUUGGAUAUGAUAUAGUGCAGCUAUUUGCUUUGAACAUUCACAUUGAUAUAUACAAGUAGGCUAUUCAGUUGGAAUAUGUAUUUCGUUAUGAGGAUGUGAUUUAUUAAUUACAAUGUCUCAUAAUUAACUUUUAGUUAACAUGGGUCACAAAUAUUUGAGGUGCUGAAUGUGGAUUUGAACUUUCGUCUUGAACUUGGGCUAUGUAAUGUCACCUGUUGAGAGUUGGCUGAGGAGUUGCCUCCCUUUGUUUGUUUUGCUUCCGGUCGGAUUGUGGAAGCUGUGAGAAGAUCGUAGCGUGGCAUGGCUUUUGCUAGAAACAAACAGAACUGUAUAAUAGGUAUAUAAGGGAUGGUUGUUGAUGUAUGGGGGAUGACUUUGGAUUUACGUCCAUCUGCCUGCUAACAUCGACGUUUCAAGACCUACCACUCAAGAGGCCUCGUCUACAAUGAACUUUCAACAGCUGUCUUCAAUCAAUACAUCUGUAUUUAGUGGUAAUAUCAAGACUUUGGUGAGUUAUUAUUUUAGAUUUGUGACCCAAUAUUUUAGAUUUGUGACCCAAUAUUUGGAUUUGUGGUCCUAUAGUAUUGUCUUUGAAGGACAUUUAGAAGUGGAAUGCAUAAGAAAAACAACAUUUUUGGAUGUCAAUUUCACAAUUGUUGUAUUUUUCUUGUAUACUUUUAUUGUUAUUCACAAUAAAGAAGUCGACAUCCAUAAAUCUUGAUUUUCCAAUAGUAUUGUAUUGGAAACCUGUACUGACAUUCUUUGUAGCUAUAUAUAUUCCCUAUAUAAUUGAAUAUAAUAGACUUGGUUGUGUUGUAUUUUGCUGGUUUAAAGGGGGCUCACAAGCUUUUAAUCUCAGUAAUUUCUAAAAGAAGAUUAGCAUAUAUUCCUCAGCCGACAGUAAUAUUCCACUACCUCCGGUCGGAAUCGUACUGUCCGAUGAUGUAAUCGUAUUUUGUUAUAACCUACUUUGAACCGAACCAUCUCCCUGAUCGUGCACCUGAUAGACUGGAAUUCCAUCUCGUUAGUAUCGUCUUUAUAUAAUAAAUAUAUCUUCUAUC
Molecule: messenger RNA, 3359 nt
Organism: Haliotis rubra (blacklip abalone)
Lineage: Eukaryota; Metazoa; Mollusca; Gastropoda; Lepetellida; Haliotidae
Exons: 11
Coding region: 161-1699 (512 amino acids)
Molecular function (GO): scavenger receptor activity
Source: RefSeq, a predicted model, not a curated record